GUCUUCCUUUCUUAGCUUCCUUCUCAGUUUCCUCCUUCUUCAACUUGACCUUCCUCUCUAUACAGAUAUACGCUCGUAUCUCGCUUUGUUCACUCACAGAACCGCACAAAGCUUAAAGCUUUGAGUUUGAAUUAACACUUUGUCUUCUGGGUUUCGCUGCGACUACGUCUUUUGACUUUCGGCUGCUAUGGAUUAUUCAUCAUGGAUUAACAGUUCCUUGGACCUCAACCUCAACCCUGAUUCCAGAGUUAGUGAAGAGAUUCCUAAAAGGGAGCUGGAAAGCAACUUUUUUUCAUUGGACUUGAAGUCGUCUCCUGCAAGACAGGAGACAAGUGGUAAUCUGGAGGAGGAAUUGAAGAGGGUGAGUGCAGAGAACAAGAAGCUGACUGAAAUGCUGACAGAGAUGUGUGAGAACUACAACACUUUGAAGAACCAUGUGUCUGAAUAUAUGAGGAAGAACAACAAUUCGGGGAAGGAGAUGAGCCCACCAAAGAAAAGGAAGUCAGAAACCAGCAAUAAUAGCAAUCCAAUUAGGGCUUAUGGAAACAACUCUGAGAGCAGCUCUACUGAUGAAGAAUCAAGCAAGAAACCAAGGCAAGAGAUCAUCAAAGCAAAAAUCACUAAAGCUUAUUUCAGAACACCAGCAUCUGAUACAAGCCUUAUUGUGAAAGAUGGAUAUCAAUGGAGGAAAUAUGGGCAAAAGGUGACCAGAGAUAACCCUUGUCCAAGAGCAUACUUCAAAUGCUCUUUUGCUCCCUCAUGCCCUGUCAAAAAGAAGGUCCAAAGAAGUGUGGAUGAUCAGUCCAUUGUUGUGGCAACAUAUGAAGGAGAGCACAAUCAUCCACAGCCUUCUCAAAUGGAGACCACAGCAUCCGGUUCUAGCCGAGGCAUGACACAUGGCAUAGCACCUAGUUCAUCUUCUCUGAGGCAUUCUCCUCCUAAAGUUGACAUGUCAAGAUCUAAGUCCUUCAAUGAAUCCACAAACUCUAUACCGAAGCUCGAUUCGUCAGAAGUCCCACAGGUUUUGGUGGAACAGAUGGCUUCCUCAUUAACCAAGGAUCCAAAUUUUAGAUCAGCACUCCUUGCAGCCAUUUCAGGAAGAAUGUCGCACAAGAAUUAGAAGAGAAAUGUCUAGUUUAGUUAGCUUAGAAGUGUAUACUGUCAUCAAGAAAAUAUCCAAAACUGGAUUAGUUUUAAUUUCACCAUAGGAUCUGCAUGUAAAUAUAGCAGAGGAAAUUGGGAGAUACACCUCAAAUUUGAUUCUUUUAAUCAGGAUAGUAAGUUGGCAGAGAUUAAACAUGAGCUAAAGGGGCUCAGUUCAGCCAUUUCUGUUUUUCUGCAUCUAUAGAGAAAUCAAACGAGAUGCCCAAUAUAGGUGCUACAAAAAAUUAUCCCAAAAAUGAAGAGAAUUUUCUCUUUUUCAUGAA
Messenger RNA from Prosopis cineraria, 1427 nucleotides. RefSeq names its product probable WRKY transcription factor 40. Gene Ontology annotation, molecular function: DNA-binding transcription factor activity; sequence-specific DNA binding. The record is from RefSeq and is a predicted model, not a curated record. Lineage: Eukaryota; Viridiplantae; Streptophyta; Magnoliopsida; Fabales; Fabaceae. Gene Ontology annotation, biological process: regulation of DNA-templated transcription. The coding region runs from base 188 to 1120 and encodes 310 amino acids. The transcript has 5 exons.